AUGCCCUGCCCAAAGAAGAAGUUAUUAGAGGAGAAGCGGAGAGUGAAAGCCAACAGCCGUGAAUACAACGACCAGUUUCACUAUGCGAACAAUCGUAUCCGGACAUCCAAGUACACUGUCUUAACUUUUCUACCCAUGAACUUGUUUGAGCAGUUCCAGCGAGUUGCAAACGCCUACUUUGCUGUCCUCCUGAUUCUAGAGCUGAUCCCUGAGAUAUCCUCCUUAUCUUGGGUGACCACCGUCGUCCCUUUAGUGCUGGUUCUGAGCAUUACAGCUGUCAAGGAUGCCUCAGAUGACUAUUUUCGUCACAAGAGCGACAAGCAGGUGAACCACCGGCAGGCUCAAGUGCUCAUUGAUGGCAAGUUGCAGAAUGAACAGUGGAUGAAUGUCAGAGCUGGAGACAUCAUUAAAUUGGAAAACCACCAGUUUGUUGUUGCUGACUUGUUACUUCUUUCGAGCAGUGAACCUCACGGCCUCUGUUACAUUGAAACUGCUGAGCUUGAUGGUGAAACCAAUCUGAAAGUACGGCAAGCUUUACCAGUCACCUUUGGACUUGGAGCUGAGAUUAGCAAACUUGCAAGAUUUGAUGGAGAAGUUGUCUGUGAAGCACCAAAUCAUGAUCUGAGUCAGUUCUCAGGAGCUCUUUCUUGGAAUGAAGAGAAUUAUCCUCUUACUAAUAAAGAGGUGCUGCUAAGAGGCUGUGUGUUGAGAAACACGGGUUGGUGCUUUGGGAUGGUUAUUUUUGCAGGCCCUGACACUAAAUUGAUGCAGAACGGUGGUAAAACUGAAGUUAAACGAACAAGCAUUGAUCACCUAAUGAAUACUUUAGUAUUGUGGAUCUUUGGCCUUCUGGUAUUCAUGGGAAUAAUCCUAGCGAUAGGAAAUUCAAUUUGGGAGCAUCGGGCUGGAAUCCACUUCAGAAUUUACCUGCAGUGGAGCGAUGUGGUGGAGAGUUCUAUAUUUUCAGGAUUUCUAACAUUUUGGUCAUACGUUAUCAUACUCAAUUCAGUUGUGCCAAUUUCCUUAUAUGUGAGUGUGGAGGUGAUUCGCCUUGGACACAGUUGCUUCAUCAACUGGGAUCAAAAAAUGUAUUUUGCCAAAGAAGAUACUCCAGCUGAGGUCCGGACGACAACCCUCAGCGAAGGGCUGGGACAAAUUGAGUACAUUUUUUCAGACAAAACGGGAACGCUCACCGAAAACAUAAUGACUUUUAAUAAGUGUUCAAUUAAUGGGAAAGUAUAUGGUAAGGUGUUGUUUCCCCCCGCCCUCCAAUUUCUUCCACAGAAAAUGCCAGCAGAUUUCUCCUUUAACCCAUUAGCAGACAGUAAAUUUACCUUCAGUGACCACCGUCUGAUUGAGGCCAUUAAAUUCAGAGACCCACAAGUUCAUGAGUUCUUUCGGCUGCUUUCCCUGUGCCAUACAGUGAUGCCUGAAGAGAACACUCUAGGUGAACUGAUUUAUCAAGCUCAAUCACCAGAUGAAGGCGCUCUGGUCACCGCCGCCAGGAACUUUGGAUUCGUCUUUAAAUCUCGUACCCCCAAGACGAUCACAAUAUCAGAAAUGGGUAAACUUGUGACUUACCAGCUCUUGGCAAUUUUGGAUUUCAACAAUACCAGGAAAAGAAUGUCUGUAAUUGUUCAGAACCCAAGUGGACAGAUAACACUUUAUUCUAAAGGAGCAGACACUAUUUUAUUUGAGAGACUUCAUCCAUCAUAUGAAAAUCUAAUGUCUCUAACAUCAGAUCACCUUGAGGAGUUUGCUGGAGAAGGCCUUCGAACUUUAGUGCUGGCAUACAAGAAUGUGAAUGAACAGCAAUUUCGGGAGUGGUUGAAAAUAUAUGAGAAGGCCAUUGCUUCACGAGAUAGGGAGGAACGCCUUGCUUUAGCAUAUGAGGAAAUUGAAAGAGACCUGGAAUUACUAGGUGCCACUGCUAUAGAAGACAGAUUGCAAGAAGGAGUUGCAGAAACCAUUGCUACCUUAUUGCUAGCCAACAUUAAGAUCUGGGUCCUAACGGGAGACAAACAAGAGACAGCUAUAAACAUUGGCUACUCCUGUCACAUGCUCAAGGAUUCCAUGGAUGCAAUUUUCAUAGUGGAUGGUCACACAAAAGAGGACGUAUCUGAAGAACUUAGGAAAGCAAAAGAGCAAAUGUUUGGCCUAAACAAAGGAAGUUCUGCUGACUGUGGACAUGAUGAAAAACUUCAAGAUCCAAGGCAAGGCACAGAAGAAACUGUCAUUGGUGAUUAUGCAUUAAUAAUAAAUGGACAUAGCCUUGUCCAUGCACUUAAAGUCGAUCUGGAAAAUGAGUUUUUGGAAACUGCUUGUGUUUGCAAAACGGUUAUCUGCUGCAGGGUAACACCCCUGCAGAAAGCACAGGUGGUGGACCUGGUUAAGAAAUGCAGGAAAGCCAUCACCUUGGCUGUCGGGGAUGGAUCCAAUGACAUCGGCAUGAUCAAAAAUGCUCACAUAGGUGUCGGCAUCAGCGGCCAGGAGGGGAGGCAAGCUGUAUUGAACAGCGAUUAUUCUAUUGCUCAGUUCAGAUACCUUCAGAGGCUUUUGCUUGUUCACGGCAGGUGGUCCUACUUCCGAAUGUGCAAGUUCUUGUGUUACUUCUUCUACAAAAACAUUGCCUUCACUCUAGUGCACUUCUGGUUUGGUUUCUUCUGUGGCUUUUCAGCUCAGACUGUUUAUGACCAGUGGUUUAUCACCCUCUUCAACAUCGUACAUACCUCUCUGCCUGUGCUAGCAAUGGGAUUGUUUGACCAGGAUGUGAACGAGGAGGAAUGCCUUCAUUUUCCAAAGCUGUAUAAACCUGGGCAGCUCAACCUCUUGUUCAACAAGCGCAGGUUUUUCAUCUGCAUAGCACAUGGAAUCUACACCUCCGUCGUUCUGUUCUUCAUCCCAUAUGUUGCAUUUUAUGAUGCCACGGGAGACGACGGGAAACAUAUUGCCGACUACCAAUCUUUUGCUGUCACAGUUGCAACCUCUUUGAUAAUAGUAGUCAGCGUUCAGAUUGCUUUGGAUACCAGCUACUGGACAGGACUCAACCAUUUAUUCCUAUGGGGUAGUAUUGCUGUGUACUUUGCAGUCCUGUUUGCAAUGCAAAGCAACGGAAUUUUUGAUCAGUUUCCAAGCCAUUUCCCUUUCGUAGCCAUAUCUGAGCCAUAUCUUGGUGAAGAGCCAUAUCUUGGUGAAGAGCCAUAUCUUGGUGAAGAGCCCUACUGA
Messenger RNA from Sphaerodactylus townsendi, 3225 nucleotides. It is a transcript of the gene ATP8B4, whose product is annotated as ATPase phospholipid transporting 8B4 (putative). Gene Ontology annotation, cellular component: plasma membrane. The transcript has 25 exons. Lineage: Eukaryota; Metazoa; Chordata; Lepidosauria; Squamata; Sphaerodactylidae. Gene Ontology annotation, biological process: phospholipid translocation; Golgi organization. The record is from RefSeq and is a predicted model, not a curated record. Gene Ontology annotation, molecular function: ATP hydrolysis activity; ATPase-coupled intramembrane lipid carrier activity; magnesium ion binding. The coding region runs from base 1 to 3225 and encodes 1074 amino acids.